AUGGGGCGUCUAAAACUACUAAUACUGCUACUGUUUCUCGUCGCAAAUACCGUCUGUGCAGCUGAUGGCGAUGAUGGCCGAGGAUUUGAAUCCGAUAGAGGAGGAAAAAAUGCCAAACAUGGCGACAAAGACAGCGAUUUUGCAAUUUCAAGUGAUUUAGAAACACGGUAAGUAGUAUUUUACUAGUUGACGACUUUGUAAAGAAAGUUCUUGCCAUUUUAUGUUAUGUAAAUAAAGUUUUUGCCAUUUUUUGUUUUGUAAAGAAAGUUUUUGCCAUUUUUUGUUUUGUAAAGAAAGGUUUUGAAAUCUUUGUUUUGUAAAGAAAGUUUUUGCCAUUGUUUGCUUUGUAAAGAAAGUUUUUGCCAUUUUAAAACUUUUUGAUAACCUCGUUUAACGUUUUUAGCUCACGGAUGGUAAUGUUGAAUGGAAAUAUGCACUUUCGUGCUGGAAAUCGCCGUAACAUUACGUUUGAUGUCAGUGAGACGGGCGGAAUCUUCUUCAGAGAUUUGAAUAUUAUGGACAUUCCCAGCAAGGUCAGUUUUCGAAAUUUUAUAUUUUUUUUUGCUUUUGAAACGGCUUUUCAAAAUGAAUUUAAUUUUUUAUUUUAAAAUUUUUUAAUUUAAAAACUUUUUUUGAAACGCGUACUGUACUGUAAAGAAAGUUCUCGUAUUUAUUCAAAACAGCCGUUUUGUUUUGAUAAAAUAUGCGAAUGAUUGGUACUGAAACUUUUUUGAAAUUAAAUUUAGUUUUUUAUUCAAAAACUCAUCCAAGCGGCCUAA
Molecule: messenger RNA, 779 nt
Organism: Bursaphelenchus okinawaensis
Lineage: Eukaryota; Metazoa; Nematoda; Chromadorea; Rhabditida; Aphelenchoididae
Source: the annotation of a GenBank genome assembly